AGAUGGACAUUUUUCAGGCCAUAUUUUCCAUUAACUUACAAUGAAGGGUGGAGGAGAAGUCAAAAUCCAAAAGCCAACAAAUGAUGCUGCAGGUGGUGUUUGCAUUUCGUGUACAUUUGAAAAACUGCUGGCUCCCGUGGUCUGAGCAGAGCUGGUCUCUGCCCUUCUGCCCUGGGCAAGCCAGCGGGACGGGCGACUUCCAGGCCAGAGGAGGCCGCGGAAAGGCUCGGAGAGUCCGUUCACCCCUUCCUCCGGUCACCCAUCACCCGGCAGGUGCCCGCGGCCACCCCCGCACCGCCUUGGACACGGGCUCCGCCGAGGGGCCCUCGGUCCGCGGAGCAGGAGCCGGACACCGCGGCGGGGGUGGGGUCCGGGACCCCCGUGAAGCCGUGUCCGGGGGAUGGCGCGGCACGAGACCGAGCCCACCGCGGCGCAGGGGCCGCGGGCUCCGUCCCUUCCGGGGGCGGUGCCGCGGGCGGCGGCCCCAGCCGGGCUGCAGGGAAGCGCCCGCCCCUGCCGCCCCCGGCGCGGUAAGAUGGCGGCCGCGGCUCAGGCGCUGAGCGGCACCGGGCUGCUUCUGGCCGCCGCCGCCCUCGCCCUCCUGGCCGUGGCCAUCGGCACCGACUCCUGGUACGAGACAGACGCGCGGCGGCACCGCGAGCGCUGCCGCGGCUUCGGCCACAAGCGCAGCGACCCGCCCGGCUCCAUGUCGGCGCCCAGCUCGCACCUGCCGCUCCGCGCCCGACCCCCGCGGGCGCUCCUGCCCGGGCGCCCCCCGGCCCCCGCCCCGGCCGCCGCCGCCGCUUCCGCCGCGCUGGACUCGCACUGCGGCCGCCGCUUCAACUCCACCGUCUCGGGGCUCUGGAGGCGCUGCCACCGCGCGGGCUACGAGCCGGACAGCGAGGAGCUCAUCCGGAAAGGAGUUAUUCAGCGCUGCACUGCUGUGAAGUACCACUACACCUCCAGCUCUCUGCCUCGCAAUUUACCCAUCAACAUCACCAACACCAUCCGGCAGGAUGAGUGGCACGCGCUCCAUCUGCGCAGGAUGACAGCUGGCUUCAUUGGCAUGGCAGUCUCCAUCAUCCUGUUUGGGUGGAUCAUUGGUGUGCUGGGCUGCUGCAAACAGCAGGAGCUCAUGCAGUACGUGGCUGGGCUGCUCUUCCUAAUGGGAGGUACUUGCUGCAUCAUCUCACUCUGCACAUGCGUAGCUGGGAUCAAUUUUGAGUUAUCCCGCUAUCCUCGCUACGUCUAUGGGCUGCCAGAGGACAUCAGUCAUGGCUAUGGCUGGUCCAUGUUCUGUGCCUGGGGGGGCUUGGGCCUCACCCUGCUGGCUGGGUUCCUCUGCACAUUGGCCCCAUCACUCAACACCUCCCGGGCAUCUGUACAAAAACCCAGACAUGAAAAUGGGGCCGUGUGACCCCAGAGAGAGGAGAGACUCUGGAAAGUGCAGCCUGGGCAGAGCUGUGGGUUAACACCAGGAAGAGGUGGCAUGUCAGCGUGUGGAGUGCAGUGCCAGAGCUGUUGAAAUGCCAGCCCAUGGGAUGCUGCUGCAGCCUCCAGUCGCAGACACGGACAUUGCAAGUAACUCCAGGUUUGAAUUAUUGGCAACUUGAUCAUUGAUGGUUUAAGGGAGACGGUUCUUUCAAUUUGUUUUUCUUCUGUUUACAAGGGAUUAAGUCCAAGAUUGUGUCUUUUUUUGUGCUGUUUUUUGAACUGUACCUCCAUGGUCCUGUUAUUGUCCAGUUGUAAGGGAUGUUUACGCACCAACUCUAUUGCUGCAGGUCUGUGUAAUUCAGACCCAAGUUAGGACAAGGAGCUAAGUGAAGUUGGCUUGAACACUUUUGCAACAGGCAUGUCUAGUGUUGGCUCAGGCCAUCCUUUCCCAAAAGAACCUUGAUCUAAGCCGAGGUUUAGGCCAAAGAAUUAGCCCAUUCUUAGUAUUAAUUUAUUUAAAUCAGAAACCUGUGCUAUUCCAUGCUGUGGAUUCAGCUAUUUACUCACUACUCAAACUGUUUCCAAAAGGAGCUAGCUGUAACUGAACAGCCAGACUCCAAGAAAAUUCUUACGGACUCUGGGAAAGCAGAGGAAGGUUUUUCUCAGCUUCUUACACCGUGAAGGUUACUCAUUUGGCUAACUAACAUACCCUUGUUUUAAUGGGGAGAUGUAUGCAACAUGCAGCUUUUAACUGUUCCACCAGAGAUACAUUUUCCAAAAUGUGUCAUAGUUUGAGCUGCCAGCUGGAUCAACUUUCACUUCUGAACUAACUUCUGGGUGCAACUCCUGUUCUGUGAAAGGAGAUGAGUAAUUCUCCCUCAGCUCAAAUAACGCUACUGCUAAAAUAGCAGAUGUACGGCCCCCUCUAAUAUUAGUGUCCAAAGGAACCACAGUGUAUUUUCCUCAGGAAUGUGUGGCUUCUGCCCCUUCCAAUGUCAAAUGCCCUGUGCGCAGCGUGUCAAGAACACGCGUGUUCUGCUGGAACAAGAUCCCUCUCCAAAAUGAGCACUAAGGACCUUGGUACCAGCACAAGUACUAGGGCUAACUCAGGAACAUCAGCCAAAGUACUUUGGAGUGCAUUUUUCUUUCAUCCAUCUAUUCUUUUUUUCCUUCUCACAUCCCUGCCCCUCUACCAAGCGUCCAAAAACUGCACAGGUAAAGAUGAGAUGGCCAGCAUUUGGAGAUGUUUACAUUGUAUUUAAAAUACAAUACAGUGGCAUGUAAGAUACUUAAAGCUAAAGUCAGUGUAUUUAUGAAAAGUGUAAUUUUUAAAUGGAAGUUGUAAUUCUCAACUGGCAUUAAAAGUACUGAAAGACUUG
Vidua chalybeata is the source of this 2813-nucleotide messenger RNA. Its product is annotated as transmembrane protein 178B-like. Gene Ontology annotation, cellular component: membrane. The transcript has 4 exons. The record is from RefSeq and is a predicted model, not a curated record. Bases 401 to 1417 code for a protein of 338 amino acids. NCBI's taxonomy places the organism in Eukaryota, Metazoa, Chordata, Aves, Passeriformes, Viduidae.